GGCACCGAAUGAACCAAACCAACCACCUCUUUUCCCACGGCGGCCCCACCCGUCCCUGCCUCCAGUCAGUCUCCGUCCUUCCAGAAGGCCGCCGGAGUAGACGCGCUCCGGCCACUCCCCCUCAGAUCCCGCCGCCGCGCCCCAGCCCCCAUUGCCGCGGGGUUGCACUGGACUUGCAUAUGACCGGCAACAUGUUGCCUCAGUGAUAUCCAGGCAUGAUUUGGGUACUGUUCAUAAUGCAGUUGGCUUCUCAUGGCACCCGAGAUGAAGAAGGAAUGCAGCUGGUGCCCCGUUGUGAUCAGGAAGAAGUGUCAGAUUCGCAGGAGAUAUUUUCACAAUCUGACACCGCAGGAAGCUCCACCGAGUAUCUGGGCUCAUGUGAAAUUAAGCCAUUAAUUGUUGAGGAUGAAGAUCACAAUAUCGAUGAGAGUGAAGAAACCCAUCUUGUCAUUCAAGACUUUCCACAAUGCCGGAUUUGCCUUGAUAAUGAAGGUGAUGACUUAAUUGCACCAUGCAACUGCAAGGGCACACAAAAGUAUGUCCACAGGUCCUGUCUUGAUAACUGGAGAUCAACAAAGGAAGGUUUUGCAUUUUCACAUUGCACUGAGUGUCGGGCAGCAUUCUUACUUCGUGCAAAUGUUCCUCCAGAUCGAUGGUGGCUAAGGCUCAAGUUUCAACUUCUGGUUGCUAGAGAUCACACAUUGAUCUUUUUCACUGUACAACUGGUUGUUGUUUUAUUGGGUAUGCUGGUAUACAGAUUUUAUGGAGAUGAGCUGCGAGAAAUGUUUGGCUAUGAACAGCAUCCUUAUGCUUUUUAUGCAUUGGCAAUACUGGCUGUUAUUUUGGUUGGUUUGCUAUAUGGAUUCUUCAUAGCUAUUAUAUGUGGACAGAGGAUCACUGAACGGCACUACCAUGUUCUUGCAAAGCAAGAGUUAACCAAGGAGUAUAUCGUAGAGGAUCUUGAAGGAGCUGAUCCAGUGGCAGACCUUGAUCCUAGCCAUGUUACGGAGCUGAGGACGCUGGGGCUCUAUUGAGCAUAGCCGCAUAUAGCAUCAGGUUGGCAGUUUAAGUUGCUGUUGAUUUACAGCAUUCUCUUAGUCGUUAUGGGUGCACUCUCUACUCGUCUAGAAAUCACUCUUCGCAGCUUGCAGAAGUAUAUGUAACAGCUCGUACAAAACGCUGUAACAAACAUCCCCUUCCACGGUUCAAAUUUCAUAAUGGCCAUUCCAUUAUCACACAAAAAAUGCCCCUUUUCGCUAUCAUUUCGUAAGCAGCUAGUACCGGGUUUCCAUAUCCCUUCCAGACCGCAAGGCCCUGAAAUCCUGCGCUCUGGGCGUUCCGUGCUGUGUCGCCGUGUAAUUUCGUUUGGGCUGAGCUGGGUGGUUCCUCCAAUCAAAUGGCAACGCCACUCUAUGCAUGGACCCCAUCCAUCCAUCUCUCCUUUUUCUUUUGUCCCUAAGGUUCUGAUCCCUCUUGAUCUUUCUCGUAUCCCCUCGGUU
Triticum aestivum (bread wheat) is the source of this 1499-nucleotide messenger RNA. RefSeq lists its product as uncharacterized. The record is from RefSeq and is a predicted model, not a curated record. Bases 216 to 1034 code for a protein of 272 amino acids. NCBI's taxonomy places the organism in Eukaryota, Viridiplantae, Streptophyta, Magnoliopsida, Poales, Poaceae. The transcript has 7 exons. Gene Ontology annotation, molecular function: zinc ion binding.